This is a messenger RNA of Salvia miltiorrhiza (redroot sage), 849 nucleotides long. RefSeq lists its product as uncharacterized. The record is from RefSeq and is a predicted model, not a curated record. Bases 1 to 849 code for a protein of 282 amino acids. The transcript has a single exon. NCBI's taxonomy places the organism in Eukaryota, Viridiplantae, Streptophyta, Magnoliopsida, Lamiales, Lamiaceae.
AUGGGAGAAAAACCUCUUUCUAUUCGUUUCCCAAGAUUGUUUCAUCUCAGCGAGAAUAAGGAGGCGCUUGUGAGUGAGCUGGGUAAUUGGGAGAACGGGAGGUGGGUGUGGGAUUUGAGGUGGAGACGAGAUCUUUUUGAGAGGGAGAAGGAGGCUGUUAAUUCCCUACUUUCUUGUAUUUCUGGUUGUGUUUUUCAUGCAGGUGAAGUUGAUGGAUGGAUUUGGAAGAAGACCAAGGAAGGCAAAUACACAACAAAAUCCGCCUACUUGGUUAUUCAAGCAACAAGAAAGGAAAACUCGACACCAAACGUGUCUUUGAAAACAGCGGCGAAGGUCUGGGACAUCCAAGCCGUACAAAAAGCUAGAGUGACAGUUUGGCGAGCUUUCAGAAAUAGACUACCGACGUGUGAAAAUCUGAGGAAAAGAAGUAUCGGAAUUGACGAGAUGGAGAUGUUUUGCAACGCAUGUUUUGAACCAGUGGAGUCUACUGACCAUUCUCUUAUUUGUUGUCCGAAGGCCUUGGCGAUUUGGGAUGGUUUGCUGAAGUGGAUCGGUGUUCAGAUGGCUCAUCCGCAAGGUUUGCAUGAACAUUUUUCCAUUUUCUGUCAGAUGGCUAAAGAUAAGAAGAGCAGGAAGUUUUUGAAGUCUCUUUGGGUAUGUACUAUCUGGAUUCUGUGGAGAAAAAAGAAUGAACGUAGGUUUGAAGGUACUGGGUGGGAUGACUUUGGCACAAUUAUGGAAAUCAUUUCUAGUAUGUGGAGCUGGAACAAAAUUUUUAACUUUUGUGUUUGGGAGAAUAACUUCUCCUCUUGGUGUUCCUUGGGCCCUAUGGCUUCUCUCUGUAUUUGA